This is a messenger RNA of Dermacentor andersoni, 1725 nucleotides long. RefSeq lists its product as uncharacterized. NCBI's taxonomy places the organism in Eukaryota, Metazoa, Arthropoda, Arachnida, Ixodida, Ixodidae. The record is from RefSeq and is a predicted model, not a curated record.
UUGCUUCUGCGCAUAAACUUGCCCGAAGCGGACGUCGUGAACCUGUUUCGCGCCCUUGAAAGCAACCGCAGCAUCGGUAUGAUCGAGUUUCGCGGCAUCACCUUCAGGAAAAGGACUGCCAAGGCGCUGGGCAGAUUGAUCGAGCGUAACCGAUCGUUAGCUUUUCUGACCGUUCAUCUCGACGAGAGUGACCCCGACGUGGACUACGUGGCCCAGUUGCGCGGCAUCUGCCGCGAGCUCAAGGAGGCCCUCCUCCGAAACCGCUUUGUAGUCAACAUCGAAAUUUAUGCGGCCGACCGUGUCCGCUCCAACCAACCCGUCAUCAGGGACUCUCUCAGGCGUAACGCGAUGCUCGUCAACGAGGCGGUCCGGUUCGUCAAAGGCUCCAUGGAAAAAAAUGACGCCCUGGCCUUCGAGACCUUGGAGCACUGCUUGUCGCUGCAAUUGUCGCUGCGCAUGGAUUUAAACUUAUCCCUCGACUCCGCGCUCGAGAAGAUCACCGAGGCACGCGAGCGGCUCGCUUUCAACUACUUCAUCCUCGCGGGCGUUGUCAAAGCCAAGAUAGUCUGCGGCUCACGUCGCAAGAAAAAGACAACGUUCGACAAACUUGGCAAAGACAUGCAGGCGCGCAUCUGCUCCUACCUGAGCUUGAAUGACGUGAUGGACAUCUGAAGGGGCACAGUUUCUUGAGCUUCUGAAAAUAGCGACAGCUUGCGUCAACACACACACAAACUCGACCAAUGUGAAAACUGUUAAAUAUUUAACGUCAAACCAGUUGUUGAAACUUCCACGUCACAAGUGAGCGCGUGUAUUGUUUUUUUUCUUAGGUGGUACUUAAACUAAACCAUACAUUUUAAAUUCUCACUCUCAAAAAAAUAUUUCUUGCCAGUUUUCGUCGCCCAACAAACUCUGCUGACUUACUGCUAGAUUCAUUUCCUGCCCAACGUUUUAUGUGCCGAUGGUGCUAAGUACACGUACUCGACGUAACGCUUUUUCUUGCAGACGCGCAUAAGUUGCUUGCUAGUACGAUACAUCAACUAUAGUUUGACAAUCAUGGCGGUAUUUUGGUAUAUCCUUAAGCUAGUCCCCAAGAAACGCUUUGCUCAUGGUAUUUUUCGUACAUAUUAGAUUUUAGCAUGUACUGACAGAAAAUGUCAGGUAUUUCUUACGAGAUCUGUUUUACCAGGUGACGCUCCUGACAACGAUGAUUUCUCAUUGUAUUUCUUAUAAAGCAUUGCAUAUGUAUCACACGCUUUCUUUACAACGUGGAAUCGGAUAGGUUUUAAUGCUAUGGUCCCAGUGGGUACUGCGGAGUUCACUCAUUUGUGUGUUGGGUGGGGUGAGUGAGGGCUUACGUGCUGUGACCAGUGGUGGUCGUGUUAGUCUGAUUCCAACAAGGACGGUGUGGAAAGGGCGGCUUUGAGACGUCGAAGGCUGGAAGAGAACUUGCGUGCGACUAUUCAUUGGCGCACAAGCAAGUAGGUCACAGUGUUAAGUCCCCGCUCCUAAUGCAUCGCACCAGAAAUGGCACUUGUAGGCCACAGAGGCGGUGGCCAUAGAGCACGCACUCACCCUGGCGUACUUAAGAAAUCAAUUGACCUCUACGGGGUACUAUACGGUCGCAAAGUACUCGCUCGGACUGCUCUGCUCACAACGCGGAAUCUGCAAAAUUGUUUCCCCAUUGUUCAGAAGUUCUAGUGUUUGUUCAUAAAGUAUCAAUCAUUC